Messenger RNA from Owenia fusiformis, 427 nucleotides. The record is from the annotation of a GenBank genome assembly. NCBI's taxonomy places the organism in Eukaryota, Metazoa, Annelida, Polychaeta, Sabellida, Oweniidae.
CACUCGUUUUGGAACUUGACUUUUCAUUUGUUAAUGUCACGCCCUUUGGAAGGGGUUCCAGAAUUUGUAACUGGACCUUUGCUGCUGAUGGAAGCUAUUGAGAAAUACAAACAGCUAAACACUUCAGAUCUCAUUGUUUAUCCACCUAAAGUAUUCAAUCCCUGGAGCUGGAUUGUAUCCAAGGAGACUAGUAUAACAGAGUGUAAAUCAUUCGGUAAAAUUAACAAAACUGAGCUAAAAGCCUGUCGCGGCUUUUAUAAUGGGUCAAAUACAGUGACAUACCAUGCACAUUCUUGGAGUUUAUGAAAUAUGCACAUUCUCGAUAUUGAUGACAUGCCAUGCGCAUUCUUGGAAUUGAUGAAAUAUGCACAUUCUCGAUUUGAUGACAUGCCAUGUACAUUCGGUAUCUGACUUUACCGUUGUCAGG